Molecule: messenger RNA, 6365 nt
Organism: Trichobilharzia szidati
Lineage: Eukaryota; Metazoa; Platyhelminthes; Trematoda; Strigeidida; Schistosomatidae
Source: the annotation of a GenBank genome assembly
GGCUUGAAUAAUUCUCAAGUGAAAUGGAUAAAAUUUGGCAUUCUCCGGAAGAAGGAGAUUCAAAAAGUUCUAUUCGAGAUAGUGAAGAGGCUUUAGCUGCACUGAGGAGAGAAAAUUUCCGGUUACGAUUAAUGCUGUAUAAUUAUGAACAAAUUUAUCGUCAACCUCAUAAUUGUGAUGAUCAAGAAUCAUCUCGUAUUUAUACUGCUGAAUGUGAAAAUGUAGUUUUACGAAAGUUAGUCAAUGAGAAACAACAAUCACUAAAUAAAGCCUCAGAAAUUAUUGGCUCGUUAAAGGAAGAGAAUAACCGUUUGAAAGUACUAGUUGCUGAGAUGAAAAGUAAAAAUGAAGAAGCUGAAAUCGACUGGCGAAAUAAAUACGAUAAUCUAUGCAGUGAAUUACAAGCAUGUCAUAAGGAAAUACAAUCUCGAGAUAUGAAUCUAUUGGUAAAAGAUGCUGAGUUAAGUAAACAACGUAAUGAGUUUGAAAGUCACAUAUCAGAGCUUCAAAGACAUUUGGAUAUGAGUGAAUCAUUGAAUAAUCAAUACCAACAAGAAAUCCAGUUGUUUCGAACUGAAGCGGAUAAUUUACGUACUACAUUAGAAAAUUUAAAUGAAGAACAACCAUGUUUAUUUGAUGCUGACGCAGCUAUUGAUCAAAUUCAAUCUGCUGAUAUUCAUAAUUCUUGUAAGAAACAUUUCAAUGAAUUGUCAAAUAUGAUACACAUACUUUGGAAACAGAUUAAGAAUGCUGGUUUAAUGCCUGAAAUCUCCUUGCGUUCUUUAUCUGAUAUAUGUGAUGAAGUAGAUCAUCCCGUAUGUAUGGAUUCUGAUGACUUCGCAGUUGGAAAUACUGAUCAUUCGGCUAACGAUUCUGUGUCGAUUUUAAAUAAAACAACUUUCAAUUUGAAUGAACGUUUAAAUUCUGCGCGUCUAUUGAUUUUAGAAUUAGGCAAUGAAAAGUUACGACUAGAUAAAUUGAUUGCUACGACGAACUCAUCUCAUGAAAGAGAAUUGGCAGUUAUAAAAGAAAAAUGUUCAAUUACUGAAAGCCAAUUAUCAAGACAGGCACAGUUACAUCAAACGGAACUUACAAGAAGAGAUUCAGAAAUCACACGUUUAAAUCAAUGUAUCAGUGAUAUUAUCAAACGACUUGAAAAUUCUUUACUAACACGUGAUAAAGUUCAGUCUGAACUUGAUAUUCUCAAAGAACAGUUAGAAAGAAGUAAACGUGAUCAAUCCAAACUUCAAGAUCAAUUGGAUUCAGAGGCACGCAGUAAAGAAAAUACGGUUUCCUGCUCAAAUAGUGUUUUUCCCGGAGUGACUGUAUUAGGUAAAACUAUUCAAUUCUCGCCGCUGGAGAAUUUAUCUCCAGAUGAAUUAUUCGACCCGAAAUCAUUGCUACCUUGUCAAUAUGAGAAGGCUGGAAAUUUAACAAAAGUUUCAAAUCUUAUAAGUAGUGCGUCGUUUACUGGUCUAGAAAGUGACACAAAGUGCGAAGUACAAAAUGAACUGGGAUUGACUGUCUCUUUAUCAGAAGAUCAGGGGAAAACAUAUAGUAUUGUGUCAAGUAUUGAGGAUAGCAAGGUGAAUAGUGAAAAUGCGAGUUCAAAGGAAGAAGAUGCUGUCAACAAUAACCAAACAGAAAUUAUUGAACUUCAGAAAGAAUUGACUGUAGUUCGAAAACAGUUGAGAGAUCAGAUACGGGCAAUGUCAGAACUGAAAGCUGAAUACGAUAUGUUAACUUUGAAUACACAUCUAGGAUCAGUGAUUUCAGAUAAUGUUACUUCUGUCACUAAAGGUGUCAGCAUUGAUUCACAAACUUCAUCUAUCAUUGGAUCUGUUGGUGAUGAUUUGCCUACAGUUAGUACACCUCCACAUAAUCUUGGCUCACCAGUUUUCCCAGAAACACUGGAGAGUAGUAGUCACGAUGAUGCCAGUAAAUUCUUGAAUACAUGCGAUUUAACCAAUUCAAAUAAUUCAGCAUCGUCACACAUUGAAAAUGUAACUCCAGCCAUAAUAAGCAAGAAACAUGUACAGGAAAAUGGAUUAAGUAAUAAAAAACAAUCUUCUGCCUACCCGAAGUUAAUGAUUUCUGAAUUGCUCAAUCCUAUUACUGUCAUUCCUGAAGAACAAGAAACACAUGAAGAAGACGAGGAAGAUAAGGAAAAAUCGCAAGUGGAUGUGUUCACUCCUGAACACACUAGUUCAAUGAAUGUAUCAAAUGAACCUCAGUCUUUAUCUCGAUUACGUAAUCUCUAUGAUAUUGUACAUGGUUUAAAAGUCAGAUUAGACAGUGUUCGUUUCACGCAGCACUCAUUUGUUGAGAUGAUCAAUCGUAGUUUAUCCACCGCAGGCAUUGAUGCGUCUAUACGUUUGUCUCCUGUUCAAGAUAAAGUUGAUAACCAUGUAAAUCUCAAUUCCUCAGAAGUAAAUAAUGAAGAAUGUCAUGACAAGGUAUCUUCACAGCCCAGCGGAGUUCAUCAAAGUGUAGAAGUAGUAGUAGACAGGUGUUCUGUGGAUCCUGCUGACUCACAAGUUAAAGAACUUCAUGAUGAAUCUGGCUUAAAUCAGACUGUAGCGGAAUUAUGGGGAGGGUGCCCUAAGUCACCUGUUCGUUGUCACCGUGAAGGAGAAAUUACACGUCUCAAUAAGAAAUUCAAUAAACCACUAGUUCAAAAAGCUGUCAAUAAAAUCAAAGGAUUAUCAUUGAAGCCAAAAAUGAGUUGUGUACCACACGUUAAAAAUAAAGAUAAAAAUCUUAUUGGUUCCACAACUUUUUGUGCCGAAGAUAUUGAUAAUUCCUUACAAGACUCAAUGUUUUCCAAAGCUUUAAGUUGCAGUCUCGAUGUUGGUAAGAAUAGUGGUGAUACAUUGAUGACUAGACGUGUUGGAGAUUUGGCGGCUGUUGGAGAAUUAACCAUUGUAGAGUUGGAGCAUCGAGAUAUAUUUGAACGUCUGGCUUGUGCAAUGGCUAAGUUGAGGGAUGCUAUUGAUGAGUGUUCAGAUGUCAGUUCCGCCUUUUGGGAUGUUGAUAUCAAAAAGAAUCUGUCAGCUUUAUUGACGACCAGUCGCGCUGAUGCUUCACAGAUCUAUUCAACUCAAGAUCAGAAUCAGUCAUUUGAUAUCAAGGAUAAUAGAGUAUCAAAAGAUACCAGUAAUAUUGCAAACUUUGUACAAACACACAAUUCAUCUCAAAUUACUAAUGUCAGUGCCAAUUUCGAUGAUGCUAUUGUGACGCCUGAUUAUGAUUCUGUCGAUUUCUUUGCGCAUAAUGGAAAUGAAAUUAAAUCGAAUCAAUUGUAUGGAUCUGUUUGGCAUGAUUCACAAAAAGGUUCUAAUCAAUCGGAUGAAUAUUGCAAACAGUUAGAGAGAAAAUUAUGCGAUAUGAGAAGAGAACGUGAACAGUUGGCAAUCAAACUAAAAGAAGCAACGGAAAAGUUGAAAUGCGUACAAGAGGAGAACCACAGUUUAGAAACAGAAUACAGAUCUCUGCAUCGCCAAUUAUCGUAUCCUUCAAGUGAUACAGGUGAUAAAUGUGAAACUGUGAAUACUUCACCAGACACUGAUGAUAAUAACCUUAAUCAUAAUCAACUGACUGAGAAUAAAUCGAUCCAGUUUGAUACUGAUGUUACGGAUACUACUCACCACCACCAUCAUCAUCAACUUGACUUGAUAAGAAAUGAAUUAGCUGAAAAAGAUGAAUUGAUACAAUCACUAGAAUUUGAUCAUGCAUACAUUUUGAAGAAAUUAAGUUUAUUAAACUAUUACGAUAAUGAUGAUAAGGAAAAUAAUAUCUGUCAUUCAAAAAUGAUGAUUGUUGAACUUGUUGAUGCUACGGUCGCUGAGAUAUUCGCUUCACGUACACUAAUAACAGAUUUACAAUAUCAAAUUAAUGAAUUUGAAAAGCGUCUUACUGAUUCUAUCCCCAAAGAUGAUUAUCAUCAAUUAGAAGAACAAGUUGAUUCUUUGAGAUUAGAAUUAGAUCAAGUUUAUAGUGAAAUUGAAUAUUAUAAGAGUAAAAUGAAGUUUGUAUCAUCAUCUUUUGAACCUUUAUUGUGUAUUGAAAAAUCAGCCUCAUUUAAUGAAUUAAUCGAUUGUAUUUUGAAUAAAUUUCAUGAACAAGAGAAUAGGAUAAAUUCUAUGCAAAUCGAUAAAGAGAAUGCUUUCAAUGCCAUGAAAGAUUGUCUGGCUGCUUCUCCUAAUUCUGAUGUUCAACAAAUACCGGAUUCAUUAACAAAGUGUAUCGAAUUAAUUCGUAGUGAAUCGUCUCAUUUACGUGAUUUAGUUAGUGAUUUGCAGUUAGACAGGAAAGAAGCAUUGAAUUUGUUGAAACAAUUGGCUCCAGAUAAUAGUGAUUUACGCAGCAUUUCUGACUAUGUUAACUGGUUUAUUGAUCUGUUCAAUAAAACACAAUAUCGGUUGAAUGAUAUGGAGCAACUGUAUGAGGCAACAAAAACUUGUCUGUCUGCAUCUCUGAAUAAAUUCAAAAAGUUAGAGGAAGAUACUAAAUCUAUGGAGGAGAAAUUGACUGAUUAUUGUUAUCGCUUAAAGAGUUGUCAGAUUCGAUUAGAAGAAAUUGUAAACACAUGUAUACCUUCAAUGGUGCAUAACGAUGUUUUGAAAAGUCUACAAGAAGCAGAAACUUCAUGUAAUGAAUUAAAAUCGAAAAAUUUGAAAUAUGAACAAGAAUUUCGGUAUAUUGGAAAGAUUGUUGGUGAAGCAUUAUCAAAAUCUGUAGAACUGGACAAUUUAAGUGAUGAUAUAGUGGAGAUCUGUUCUUCUCUAAGAUCCUAUCAAAAUAUUUCAAGUAUAGCUGAUAAAAGGAGUAAAGAAUGGGAGGUUAAGUUUAAUAAUAUACUCAAUGAACUUAUUGAAAGAAACACCGAAUUCGACCACUUACAAAAUACUAUCAAUAGCAAAGAUGCUGAUAUUAAAAUGCUUACGGAAACAGCUGCAGCUAACCAGGAAUUCACUGAAGAAAUUGAACAAGAAUUACAUCGUUUACGUCAAGAGCAUAUAAACUGUCCUGCUAAACAUGAAUUAGUUGAUGUACAAACUUCACCGAUAAUAAGUCUUGAUUGCAUUCACGACGUUGCGACAGAGAUUUCAAUGAUCAAUUUAGGUGUUGAUAAAGCAAUUGAUAACGGUUCAGUCAGCUGUGCAAGCAAUUUAAGAUUACGAAAAUAUGGUGAAUUGCGUACUGCAGCUUUUGAGAUUAAACAGAAAUUAAUUCAAAGAACUGAAAAACUGGAGUCCGCAUUGGAAGAAGUUGCUCGACUACGCAGUGUUAUUCAACAAGAUAAAGAACGUGCCAGUAUUACACUGAAAGAAGUUGAAGAUUUGCGUGAACAGGUUAUUCGAAAAAAUCGAAAAAUUCAAAGCCUUGAAGCUAAAGUGGCGCGAUUACGGUCAUCUCCUUCAAAAGCGAAUGAUAUACUACUCUCAAAGAUUCGAUCACCCUGUCAUCCAUUAUCAGAAAAAGAAAACCCUCGAAGUGCUGUAUGUCCUCGUAAAACGACAACAGCAGCAACAGCCGGAUUAUUAUCCCAAUCGAAUAAUUGUGCUGUAUCUCCAGAUAUCCCUUGUUGUGAUCAUGUUGUGAAACCUUUAUCAGAUUGUACGAAUCUGUUAACUCUGUCAUGUGAUGAUUCCUUCUCAAAUAAUGUUCCGUCAUUGGAUAAUGAACAGCUCCAUUUACCUAUUGAACCAAGUCAAAUAAACCGGUGUGAUGAUUUCACUAGUCUGAUAUCAAAUUUACAAUCAUUAAUUGAUGAGUUGAUGAAAAGAAGUAUCAAUUUAAAUGGAUGUAUGAAAUGUUACUCUUCAGAAAAUUCGCUUAAUUUAAUCAGCAAUAAUAUCCAUGAUGAUGAGGAUGAUGCUGUUGGCAGCAGCUGCAGAAAUUCUGCCAUUCACCGGAAACAUUCAACAUCAUCAUGGAUUGAUAACGACGGAUCAUUUCGAUUGUCAUCAUCAAUUAAUCAGCCAUUAGGGUAUAAUUCACCAACGCCACAUAUUAAUGGAGCUUGUUUGAAAUCACAUAUUAAGUCUUUGCGGCAAACGCAAGAAAAACUGAGAGAAAUUUCUGGAAAAAUGGAUCAACUCUGCUCAAAAUUUAUACGUCAAUGCGAUCAACAUUUAACCUGUCAAGUAAAUUACAAGUGAUCUGUUCUCCUGUGAAUUAUUCGUCAACACGUUCUUCACAGUCGUCAAUCUCGGUGACGCAAUGUAGAUCUAUCUGGCACUAUUCGUAUCUCUCAGAUUUUUAUGAUUCAUUGUAUUUCUUGUGUAUAUGUGUCACCUUCAUACUUUUGAUUAUUCAGUCGUACUACAUAAAAAUGGUUAAAUAAAACUGUUAUCACCUUA